This is a messenger RNA of Myxocyprinus asiaticus (Chinese sucker), 2102 nucleotides long. RefSeq lists its product as uncharacterized. NCBI's taxonomy places the organism in Eukaryota, Metazoa, Chordata, Actinopteri, Cypriniformes, Catostomidae. The coding region runs from base 541 to 1311 and encodes 256 amino acids. The transcript has 2 exons. The record is from RefSeq and is a predicted model, not a curated record.
AGAAGAAGAAAACUGAGAAUCUGCCAUUAGAGGAAACAAGAACAACAACAACAAAAUUAUGGAGAAGGAUAUGCUGCUCCGUUUUCUGUUCUUGGAGGAAUAAGAAAACAAAAGGCAGAAGAAAAAACAAUGGUGUGUGCGACCGCAGAAUCAAAGGAGAUCCGUGGAUGGGGAAUUAAGCACUUUGGUGCAAGGGAUGCGGAGUAUGGACGCGGAAAAACAUUUCCAGUAUUUCCGUUUGACGAUUUGUUGAGGUGCAUCGCUCCCCAUCUUCAGCACAAACAAACACAUAGAGCUCAAAUUGGUGUGGCAGAAAGAUUAGCUGUGACUUUGCGAUUUUUGGCAACAGGGUCUUUGCAUCAAAGUAUAGGCGCAAGCUACAGAUUGGGCAGCCGGACUGUGUCGAAGAUCAUCCCCGAGGUGUGCCAGGCUAUUUGGAAGUGUUUGCAAGCCGAGUAUAUUGCUGUACCAUUGCAGACACAGUGGGUCGAUAUCAUACAGGACUUCUGGUGAAUUUGGAACUUUCCACUUUGUGUUGGCAUGAUAGAUAGGAAGCACGUACAAACCAGAGCCCCUCCAAAUUGCGGUAGUGACUUCUUCGACUAUAAAGACACACACUCGAUUGUGUUAAUGGCAUUUGAUGCACACUACCGAUUUUCAUUGGUGGACAUUGGAGCUUAUGGCCGGGAAAGCGAUGGUGGCAUCUUUAAAGAGAGUGAAUUUGGUUCAAGACUCAUUGAGGGUACCUUGGGGUUGCCACCGCCAGCCACCCUGCAAGGCACAGAAAUCUUGAGCCCGCAUACAUCUGUGAGAGACGCAGCUUUUCCACUACACAUGAAUCUGAUGCAUCCAUAUCCCAGCUCUAACCGCACACUGGAACAGCAGAUCUACAAUUAUCAUCAUUCCCGGGUACAAAGAAUAAUUGAGAAUGUCUUUGGCAUCUUGGUAUCUCGGUGGAGGGUCUUCGGUCAUCCCAUUAACUGCAGCUUCACAAACACAGUGCACACCGUGAAAGCUUGCAUGGCAUUACACAAAUUAUUGGCACACACAGACACUGCAGAUCCAUGGAAUAGCAGAUACAUACCCACCACUGCCAGACACAUCAUCGGAGGUGAGCUUCCCUCCCUCCAGGAAAUAUAUACCAGGCGGUGUGUGAAAAAAGCUCGGAGGAUCAUCAGAGACUCCAGCCACACAAGCCAUGGGCUGUUCUCACUGCUACCAUCAGGCAGGCGGUAUCGCAGCAUCAGGACCCGCACCAGCCAACUCCAUGAUAGCUUCUUCCCCCAAGCAAUCAGACUUUUGAACUCUUGAUCUCCCACGAUCAAAAUACAUCAGCACUGCACUUUAUUACUCUUACUCUUAUAUCUCACACCAGACUGUCAUAAAUUAUAUUAUUAUUAUAUUAUACUCUCUCUUAACAACUUACUAUCAACUGACAGCCUGAAUGUCAAUACAGUACAAUACAACCUACUGUAUAUUCUAUAUAUACUACUAUAUAUACUUUUUUUUAUUUAUUUUUUUAUUGAAUAAUGUGUAUCUAUAUUGUGUGUAUUGUAUACUGUACAGUGUAUGUUAUUAUUUGUAUACUGUUGUGUGUAAUUAUGUGUAUAUUAGACUUUAAAUUGUGCUGUGUUAAUUUGAUGUCAUUGUAAAUUGGUAUAUGUCUCAUCACUGUCACGACUGCUAUGUUGAUCGGAACUGCACCCAAGAAUUUCACACACCAUUGCACUUGUGUAUAUGGCUGUGUGACAAUAAAAGUGAUUAGAUUUGUCUGGAGGAGUGGAGGUGAAUUGUGGAAGGCGACAACAACCUUCUUGACUCAAGGCACCUCUCUUUUGCCAGAGCAACAAGAGCCUCACUUUUGGCAAGGCAAAACCUGGCAACUUUUUUUCAAACACCACAAGGCUCUCUAACAUGGCAAGAAAGAGUUGUAAGAAGAGGGCUGCUCAGUGUCUGAAUUAUUUAUUUUUGUUUCAUCCUUCCAACUCAUUUAAUCUGUAAGUCAAGAUAAUAAUGUAAAUAUUGUCACAAUUCAGAAACAUGUAAAACUAUUUUGCCACCAUUCUGUCUCAACAGUUUGUAACACCAAUUAAUAAAUCUGA